This is a messenger RNA of Chaetomium globosum CBS 148.51, 1107 nucleotides long. RefSeq lists its product as uncharacterized. Gene Ontology annotation, biological process: alternative respiration. The transcript is spliced from 3 exons. Gene Ontology annotation, cellular component: mitochondrion. Lineage: Eukaryota; Fungi; Ascomycota; Sordariomycetes; Sordariales; Chaetomiaceae. Gene Ontology annotation, molecular function: alternative oxidase activity. The record is from RefSeq and is a predicted model, not a curated record. The coding region runs from base 1 to 1107 and encodes 368 amino acids.
AUGAUCUCCUUUGAGGCAAGCAAGAAGAUCUGCUCGCCCAAACAAGCAGCGCAGCUAAGCCGCGCCGUGGCACCCUUCUUCUAUCAAGCCCAUGCUGUGGGGCUUGGCUAUCCUGCCACGGUUCGUCUUGCUGCAAUCACUCGCCAGUCCCGGAUUUCUCUCCAGCCCACUCCUUCCGGCAAACGAAGCUUCUCGACGACAAGUGUGAACCAGCUCCGAGAUGUCUUCCCCGCCAAGGACACGCCGUUCAUACGCAAGACACCGCCAGCAUGGGAACACCCAGGCUACACCGAGGAGGAGAUGUUAGCAGUCGUGCCUGGUCACAGGUCGCCCGAGACUGUGGGCGAUUGGGUUGCGUGGAAGCUAGUCCGCUUGGCCCGGUGGGCGACUGAUAUUGCCACGGGUAUCGGACGGGAGCAGCAGGUCGAUAUGAAGAACCCGACCACCGCUGUAGCGGCAGAGAAGCCGUUGACAGAGGCCCAAUGGCUCGUGAGAGUCAUCUUUCUAGAAUCAAUUGCGGGCGUCCCCGGAAUGGUUGGGGGCAUGUUGCGCCACCUCCACUCUCUUCGCCGCCUCAAGAGAGAUAACGGUUGGAUCGAGACCCUCUUGGAGGAAUCAUUCAACGAGAGAAUGCACUUGAUGACCCUGAUGAAGAUGGCUGAAGUUGGGUGGUUCAUGAAGACGAUGAUCCUCGGGGCACAGGGCGUCUUCUUCAACGCCAUGUUUCUGAGCUACCUGGUCUCGCCAAAGAUCACCCACCGGUUUGUGGGCUAUCUGGAGGAGGAAGCGGUGCACACUUAUACUCGCUUGCUCCGCGAGAUCGAACAAGGUGACCUACCAAAGUGGUCCGACCCAGCCUUUCAGAUCCCGGAGAUCGCGAUCACCUACUGGCGCAUGCCCGAGGGGAAGCGGACGAUGAAGGACCUCAUUCUUUACAUCAGGGCCGACGAAGCCGUCCACCGUGGAGUCAACCAUACAUUGAGCAAUCUGAAGCAGAAAGAGGAUCCGAACCCCUUUGUUUCCGAGUACCGAGUCGGCGAAGAAAAGCACAAACCCAAGGCAGCCUUGAAGCCGGCCGGGUACGAGCGACGUGAUGUUAUUGGCUGA